Molecule: messenger RNA, 1031 nt
Organism: Moneuplotes crassus
Lineage: Eukaryota; Ciliophora; Spirotrichea; Euplotida; Euplotidae
Source: the annotation of a GenBank genome assembly
CUUCAUCGUUCUUUUGAUGAUCACUUGAGGACCGUAUAUCAUUAAGGAAACUUUAGGAAAGGGAGGCUAUGCCACCGUAAAGAAAGCUCAACAUUCUGAGACAGGAAAAGAAUGUGCUCUAAAGAUUAUGAAGCGCUCUGGAGUUUCAGAAGCGUUCAAGAAGCAAGUUAAGAGUGAGAUUAGUGUGAUGAGAGAGCUUUCUCAUCAAAACAUAAUUAAUAUGAUCGACUACUCUGAGGAAGCACAUUAUGUCCUACCUGAUGGAAGAACAACUGAGGUGUAUUACAUUGCGCUAGAAUUAGCAGAGCAUGGAGAGAUAUUUGACUUCAUAGUUGAGACAGGAAGGCUUCCUGAGUCAAUGGCUCUGUACUAUUUCCAUCAAUUGGUCGAAGCGUUGGAUCACCUUCAUCAAAAAGGAAUUUCUCAUCGGGACAUUAAACCGGAGAACAUAUUGCUAAACAAGAACUUCGAUCUUAAGCUAACAGACUUUGGGUUUGCUGAGUGGAUGGAAGUGAGUGAUGUAAGAAAAGGAACAGAUGGAUACAUGGCUCCAGAAAUGCAUAAUAGCAAAAAUUUCAAAACUCAGCCCCUCGACAUUUUUGCUUUAGGAAUCGUCCUUUUUAUUCUUAUUAAGGGAUCUCCACCUUUUUGUCAGGCAAAGAGUACUGAUCAGCAUUAUAGACUGUUCUGUUCCAAGCCAGAACUGUUCUGGAAGGUGCAUUUUAAAAGAUUCCCAGACUACGAUCCUUCUUCUGAUCUAAUGGAGUUAUUAUCCAAUAUGCUCAACCCCGACGAAGAACGAAGGAUAACUAUCGAGGAGAUUAAGCAAUCAGCUUGGUAUAACCAGCUUCUACCUAGUAGGGAAGAUGCCAUUGUUGAAAUGACAUCUAAAAUACUAGAGAUGCAGGGUGGCCAAAUGAUGGAAGAUUAAAAUGGCUUCCAACUUUUGGUCGAAAAAUUCCGAUACACGUGUGUCGGAAUACGUUCAAAUUAGCCAAUAAUUUAAUUUUUGACUCUAACAUAUUUUUCUA